Folsomia candida is the source of this 1093-nucleotide messenger RNA. RefSeq lists its product as uncharacterized. Bases 377 to 811 code for a protein of 144 amino acids. The transcript has 2 exons. NCBI's taxonomy places the organism in Eukaryota, Metazoa, Arthropoda, Collembola, Entomobryomorpha, Isotomidae. The record is from RefSeq and is a predicted model, not a curated record.
AAACAACUCACAUGUUACAUGCACAUCCCAGAAAGGAUUCCUUCUAUUUAUAUACGUAUGUAGAUAUUCAUUCAAUGAAGUCAAGGGUACUUUCAUUUCAACCCUUUAUCACCGAAAUAACCCAACGGUUUUUCUGCCUUUAACUCAAUGUUCGACCGGACUACUGUUAAAAGCGGUUUUGUAAAGGGGAAUUUUAAUAAAUAUUUGUCUUUUAAUAUUUUUUCCAAAAAUUAAACUACAAUUUAUAUAUUCGACGAAACGAUAUUUUUGGAAUAUAUUUACGAAUAAAUCAAUUUGAAACAAAAAACAACAUUCUCAAUUAACAAUUUUGUUAAGUUACAUACAACGCAAUAUCGGUGUCGAAUAAAAACUUACAAUGCGGCGUGGAAUGAAUAUUUCAUUUAGUGUUGAAGCCAAAAGGAUGAAAAUGAUUUCCGGAUUACAGAGCCAAACUGUGGAAUUGUCGUGGGACAUCAAAGAUUUCAAAACGCUGCAAGAACUUCCAGAGGAGUUGGAACAGGUCCGAUUUCCGUUCGAAAAUGGGGCCGAAAUCGGAAUGAAGUCCACGUGGGAAUUUUCCUUUCGUAAAGGAACCAAUGGCAAGAUGGAAUUUUGGCUGGAAAUGUUGACGUAUGAGGGGGAGGAUGCCAACGUAGAUGUCUUGGGGCGAUGUGAAGCAAAGCAGUUGAAGAACAUUAAGACUCCAGACGGCAGACCAUUGUUUACGGACAGGGGAUUGUUGAAUGUACAAUUGAUGAAGGAUAUGGGAAUCAUUAAUCAAGGGAAUUUAUGCAUAGUACUUAUGACGUGAUUAUCUACAUGACUUAAAGGGUCGUGAAUGUGAUUAAGUUUUAGGUCUCAUUACAUUUCUUAAGUGUUAGGGGAUCUAAAAACGGGUUUUAUAAUUUUAUAGGCUAAAACCCGGUUCUCGAUUUAACCGAAAAGCGGUUUUAAAUUUGACCUGAAAACUGAAUUUACUACUCUCGAAAACUCGAGAUUUAGUGAAAUAAUAAUUGGUUUGGCCCUACUAAAUGGGUAUUUACCCUUCCUUGUUUUUCAUUUUGUUGUUCUUAAAUAUUCUUUUUCCAAAUUG